Oncorhynchus kisutch (coho salmon) is the source of this 3109-nucleotide messenger RNA. Its product is annotated as methionine-R-sulfoxide reductase B3-like. The record is from RefSeq and is a predicted model, not a curated record. The coding region runs from base 949 to 1596 and encodes 215 amino acids. Lineage: Eukaryota; Metazoa; Chordata; Actinopteri; Salmoniformes; Salmonidae. Gene Ontology annotation, cellular component: cytoplasm. Gene Ontology annotation, biological process: response to oxidative stress; protein repair. Gene Ontology annotation, molecular function: peptide-methionine (R)-S-oxide reductase activity. The transcript has 9 exons.
AGAAGUCCACAGUAGACAUUUCCCACUAUAGUGCCAAGCUGCAAAGUCGAAAUUGGCAUAAAUCGUGAAAAUGUAUGAAGACGUCAAUUCGCUUUUUGCUCUUCAUUUAAGCGUAGGUCAGGCACACGUUUAGGAGUAUGGUUAAUGUUAGCGUUAGUUUUGAAAUCCGAUUUUUAAAGACGAUAAAAUUGUAGAACUUCCGGGUUUUGCAGCUUGGCCAUAUAGUGACAACCCCUCAGACAGGCCAGCGGUGUGUUGUCCGUUUCUCUCGUCUCACUGAGUUGUGUUCACAGCUAAUGCACGGACACGGGACGGACCGCCCGUCUGCCAGUGGGUUGACGAUCUGCAUUACUUUGUUGUCCCUGCUACUUUUUACAGCUUGGUCUGUCUUUCUCUGAUUGUGUGCCUGCCCUGCCAUGGCUGUCCUGCUAAGGCGUGUGGGCCGUGUGGCUCUACAGUUGUCCCUGAGACAGACCAGGACCACCCCCCAGAAGGCCCUGCUCAUAGCCACUCUUCUAGCAUCAGCACUGUUAACCAAUCGUCUUACAGCAUCAGCCCUGUUAACCAAUCGUCCUUCAGCAUCAGCCCUGCAUGAAAAAGCCUGAGUAGCAUAGCCCCCCAUCCCUCCCGUACAUCCCUCCCUGCCCUUCUCUCUCUCUCCCUGCCCCUCUCUCUCCCUCCCUGCCCCUCUCUCUCAGCCUGAGUAGCAUAGCCCCCCAUCCCUCCCCUACAUCCCUCCCUCCUAGACAGGGUGUGUCAGUCGGGCGUGUCCCCUCUCUCUCUCUCUCUCUCCCUCCCUGCCCCUCUCUCUCAGCCUGAGUAGCAUAGCCCCCCCCAUCCCUCCCUACAUCCCUCCCUCCUAGACAGGGUGUGUCAGUCGGGCGUGUCCUCUCUCUCUCUCUCUCUCUCCUCCAAUCAGCAGACAGGAGCAGCCAAUCAGAAGCAGCCAUGUCGGGGUUCAAUCUGCUACACCUGAUCACCAAUGCCAAGCCUGUUACUCUGAAGCCAUGUGGGCUCCCUUCAGGAACCUGCCGGACCAAGAAGACAUGGCCCAAGUCCUUCUCUCAGGAGGAGCUGAAGAAACGUCUCUCCCCCAUUCAGUUCCAUGUCACCCAGGAGAAAGGAACGGAGAGUGCCUUCAGAGGGGAAUACACUGAAUAUAAAGAGGAUGGGAUCUACACCUGUGUCGUCUGUGGCUCCCCUCUGUUCAAGUCCGAGACCAAGUUUGACUCUGGAUCAGGUUGGCCUUCCUUCUAUGACCUGGUAAAGGAGGAGUCAGUCACUGUAACAGACGAUUUCGCCUACGGGAUGCACAGAGUUGAGACCAGCUGUAGUCAGUGUGGUUCUCACCUCGGACACCUGUUUGAUGACGGCCCCAGACCCACAGGGAAACGAUACUGCAUCAACUCUGCCUCUCUGGGCUUCCAGUCUGCCUCAGCCUCUAGCCCACCCAGCAACGGAGAUGGGGCUGGGGCAGGAGCUGGGGCAGGAGCUGGGGCUGGGGCAGGGGCUGGGGCUGGAGCUGGGGCAGGGGCUGGGGCUGGAGCUGGGGCUGGGCCAGGUGGUGCGGUCGGGGCAAGACUGAGCUCUGAGUAAAUGGUCUCCUUGGUCUUGGACAGAUUUCAGGAAUACAGGAAGUGCAGGCACGGUCACUCACUCCUUAUCCAAACUGGUGGCCUAGGUCCUGGUCGAAAUGUUACGAACAGAACAGAGAUCAGCUGGAGAAUAUAGGUUACACAGAACCCGAAAACAGUCAGCCAACUAGGUUACACAGAACCUGAAAACAGUCAGACAACUAGGUUACACAGAACCCGAAAACAGUCAUCCAACUAGGUUACACAGAUCCGAAAACAGUCAGCCAACUAGGUUACACAGAUCCGAAAACAGUCAGACAACUAGGUUACACAGAACGAAAACAGUCAGCCAACUAGGUUACACAGAUCCCGAAAACAGUCAGACAACUAGGUUACACAGAACCCAAAAACAGUCAGACAACUAGGUUACACAGAACCCGAAAACAGUCAGACAACUAGGUUACACAGAUCCGGAAAACAGUCAGCCAACUAGGUUACACAGAUCGGAAAACAGUCAGACAACUAGGUUACACAGAUCCGAAAAACAGUCAGACAACUACAGUCAGCUCAAUAAGGGGCCAUCAGCACCCCUUAGAAACAUGUGGAACAUGAUGCCUCUUCUGUGCUCAUGUAGGUUACACACAUUCAAACACAGUCGGUCAAACACAGUCGGUCAAAUGACCUCAGUGGCCAUGUACCAAGCUGGCCCACCUCUGGCUACCAGCCCUUAAUGAAUAGACCUCUACUGUACAACUGUCUGAGGAGGCACAUAUUGGAUGCAGUUCCACGUUGCUCACAUUGCUUUCAUACCGUUUAGAUUAUAUUUGAAAGUAUAUAUAUAUACUAUAUAAUAUAUCAACUGUUAUAUAUUUUUCUUUCUAGUAUAUUUACAACUUUAGCUUUUUUGGGGGGGAAAAAAGUGAAUGAAUUAUAUAUUAUUAUGAUUGUGUGGACUUGACUUUGAAGAGCAAUGUGUGUUGUUUAAUAGAUAAUAAAUAAAUAAAAAGUGAUAUUUGAUACAGAGGGGUGGAUAGUUUGAGGACGACGCUCCUAUGAGCUGUAAAAUAAACACAUCGAGGAUAAAUAAGCAUUCUGUCCAAUAUGGAGACAUACACACACACUACACACACACACACACACUACACACACUACACACACUACACACACACACACACACACACUAUACACACACACACUACACACACACACACACACACUAUACACACACACACUACACACACACCACACACACACUACACACACACACACACUAUACACACACACACUACACACACAUACACACCAAUAAGAAACACACACACUACACACACACACACACACACACCAAUAAGACAGAGCAGAUUGUGUUCAGUGUGAAUACAACACUAGCCUGUCUUUCUAAAGGUUUCUCCUGUCCUUCCACUCCCUGCUGUUGGUCCUUCUAUUCUCGUCUCCAGUUGAAUAUGUUUGUUUUCCUUGUGUUUUUUUUGAUUCCCAGACUUGUAUUGACAGAAAGUUAUAUUAAAAUAAACCUU